AUGGGUCUCUCACCGGAAGAGGAAAUACAGGCGCUAUUGGAGUACAAUCCCCCGCCUGUGCGAGUCCCACCCACCCAGGUGGAGGACCAUGUUAGCGCACUGUCCUUCUACGACAGGCAUCUCGCUUCGAAUCUCGCUUUGAAACGCGUGGUAUACUUGCCGACACUCUUGCGGGGCGUUUCGAAAACUCUUCUUGCUUGCCUGGACUUGAUGGAUGUUCAAGAGACAUCAUUGCCUCCAAUCAAAGGUAGUUUCCCUACGAAGGGCUGGCGUGAUGGUACGUCCAUUGACACUACCUCUACGGAUGCGUUAUCCAUCGCCAAACUAUACGAGGUCACUACCGGAUUGAAUUGCGACUCGGUAGCAUCCACGCUUUUUCUCUCACCACAAUGCUCGUCGUGGCUGCCUGCAAUAUCUUUCUGUUCUACAUACGAUGUCAAUCACACUUCCGACCAGAAAUACUCCCUCGAAGACUAUUCGCUGUGCCUAAGCGAUGACCAGAUGCUAGUGCUGCGUCCAGAAAUCGAGGCAUGUCUCAGGGAUGACACGAUGGAGCUUUUGCGACGCUUAUGGGAAAAGGAACGUCGUCUAGCGACAUGGGAGUUCUUACCUUACACAUCCCAAGCCGUCGACAUUAUACAGGAUCUUUGUGGUGGAAGCUCUUCGCGCCGCAGAUCUGCAAUUCGGUUCGAAAUGCGAAUGUACCCACACAUUGGGACGUUUCAAUCGCCUAGUGUUGUUCAGUCCCCAUUGGACGCAGAAGCCUCUCCUUGGUUGUCUUAUGAACCGAGGCGAAUUUUAAGGUCAAGAAAGGCUCCCUCCCCAGCCGAUGUUGACCCAGAGGCUAAAAUUCCCCUUGACCCGAAGUUGUUCCGAAGUCGCGCGCCUUCCGUUGACCAUGUCCUUCAGCAUGCCUGGGCCACCGCCACCCGCAGAGAUUCGACCUUCAUUAUCUUCCAGUGCGGCAAUUUGGAACGCAUAGGCGUUCGGCAUCGAGCCAGCCAAACACUAUAUCUGUCUGAUAUCGUUGAUGUACCAAACAUGGCAGACCCCAGGGCGUACACCGAACUUCAGGUCAGCCUUUACAUGUCGAUACUCGACGAUGCGAUGCGGAGAGCCCCCCACUUCGAUAGUCAUGAUGAUUCCAUACCGACCGCGUCAACGUCGAAAACUUCGCUCGCAUAUGCGCCUAGCCGACAACCGACCACUUGGCAAUUUGAAGAUCACACUAGCGAUAUCUGCCACUGUCACCUCCUGUUAAUGACUCCGCAAUAUGGCAUCUAUUCCUUCCCCAAUCCUGCAACCUUUUUCCGAUGUGGUCACCAGCCGACCCCAUCAAAAAAUAAACACGCAAUCUACCAACCAGAUGCAUAUAUAAUGCUUCGCCUCACCUCUAUGAUUGCUAGAGGCGCCACUGGAAUAGUCCAUGCGGGCGCUCUGGGGGCCAAUCGUUCAAAUAGACCGCCGACAGCUUGCAAGGUCGUUGCCAAAUUGGCUUUCGACGAGCUUCAGAAACAGCGCAUGAAGCACGAAGCUGCUAUCUACCAGCAUUUUUCCUCGAAGGGCAUCCGCGGCAUCCCCAAAUAUUAUGGGAUAUUUGAACCGUUAGACGAUGGCCCGUUGGUCGUGCUCACCAGCCACGAAGGACUUUGGCUUCGGCACUGGAUUCCCAAUAUUACGAACUCAGACGCCGUUGUCCCGAAGGCCUGGAGGGACAAAUUCCUCAGUGUACUGAAACGGAUCCAUACAGCUGGCGUGUGUCAUAAGGACCUUCGAGCAGAGAACCUGUUGGUCAGCACAGACGACGAAGUUUGCAUCAUCGACUUCGACCGCGCUCGCUUGGCACCUUCUGUGGGAGCCUGUAAGAGGGAAUAUUUAAGCCCGCCCUUAAUGGACGCACAAUGCCUCCUUUCGCUAUCAGUCCCAACACCACGAGUUCAGGAUCAGGACUUUCGCCUUCGCCUGUCUCCGAAUCCAAUUGACGACAGAUGUACACUGUACAAGCCGCGUGAAUCGCUUUUGCGUUUCCCUGUUAACCCAGAGACCUGA
Messenger RNA from Pleurotus ostreatus (oyster mushroom), 2049 nucleotides. RefSeq lists its product as uncharacterized. Gene Ontology annotation, biological process: protein phosphorylation. The record is from RefSeq and is a predicted model, not a curated record. Lineage: Eukaryota; Fungi; Basidiomycota; Agaricomycetes; Agaricales; Pleurotaceae. Bases 1 to 2049 code for a protein of 682 amino acids. The transcript has 6 exons. Gene Ontology annotation, molecular function: protein kinase activity; ATP binding.